CUGCACUUUGUCCGCAGUCUCUGGUCAUCUCCUGUACUGUGUCCGCAGUCUCUGGUCAUCUCCUGUACUGUGUCCGCAGUCUCUGGUCAUCUCCUGUACUGUGUCCGCAGUCUCUGGUCAUCUCCUGUACUGUGUCCGCAGUCUCUGGUCAUCUCCUGUACUGUGUCCGCAGUCUCUGGUCAUCUCCUGUACUGUGUCCGCAGUCUCUGGUCAUCUCCUGUACUGUGUCCGCAGUCUCUGGUCAUCUCCUGUACUGUGUCCGCAGUCUCUGGUCAUCUCCUGUACUGUGUCCGCAGUCUCUGGCCAUCUCCUGUAGUACACCUGCAGUCUCUGAUAAUUUCCUGUACUAUGUCUGCA
Messenger RNA from Staurois parvus, 357 nucleotides. The record is from the annotation of a GenBank genome assembly. Lineage: Eukaryota; Metazoa; Chordata; Amphibia; Anura; Ranidae.